This is a messenger RNA of Batrachochytrium dendrobatidis JAM81, 1520 nucleotides long. RefSeq lists its product as uncharacterized. The transcript is spliced from 2 exons. The coding region runs from base 94 to 1332 and encodes 412 amino acids. Gene Ontology annotation, biological process: regulation of cyclin-dependent protein serine/threonine kinase activity. NCBI's taxonomy places the organism in Eukaryota, Fungi, Chytridiomycota, Chytridiomycetes, Rhizophydiales. Gene Ontology annotation, molecular function: protein kinase binding; cyclin-dependent protein serine/threonine kinase regulator activity. The record is from RefSeq and is a predicted model, not a curated record. Gene Ontology annotation, cellular component: nucleus; cyclin-dependent protein kinase holoenzyme complex.
CAAAAUCCAAGCUAUCAAAUAGACUUUGAUAUAGCUGAGUGCAUAUUAGGUGAAUUGAUUUUCUCCCAACUUUCAAAUACCAUUGUCUGCCUCAUGACUACCACAUCGGUUCUUACUCGCUCCAUUUCAAAUCCUACUUCACCAUCGGGUGUAGCUUACUCACCACUAUCCAUCAAUUCAAUGGUGCAUCCGCAUAAUAUCCAUAGCCCAUCGUUUGAUCACCCCGAUUAUGAUCCUAUAAGGAAUUGCUGGAAAGUAUACAGGCGAGCCUAUUUAAACAGGAAAAGAGAUGGUAGCACAUCUGCAUGUCAAGAGGUCGAAAUUUCCAGCCACAACCAACAUCCGUACCUUUAUUCUCCUUAUCUUAGCAGCACUAGAGCCAUUUCAGUAGUUGGACUUAAAGAGAACAGCAAACAGCAUUGUCUAAAUGCACCACCAAUAGCAGUAGCUUCACCAAGCGUGACUAGAACUCACCAUGCAAAGGAAUAUUGUCAACGCACACAAUCAUACACGGCAGAACCAUCUUCAAAUACAAGAAAUGGCUCUACGUUAAAUGAUGUAAUACCAAGUGUUUCUAGCCUAUCCAAAUCACAGGAGCACUGUGUUCCUGUUGUGCCAAAACCAAAACCUGCUGUUCAGAUCAUAUGUACUCCACCUGUGACCCACUCUAAUACCACUACAGGCAGAUUAUCAUUGACUGCAGCACACGAUCAGCUUGCACUGCUUGAAUACUUUAUUGAUCUCGCAGUGCAGAUGAUUUGCACUUUGAAUACAGUUGAUAUGGCAGUUCAACCCACUGCUCCAACUCGGUUGUUUGUGAUUGAAGUUCUACGACGAUGUCCUGCAAGCUUUUCAACCACUGCAAUUGCUUUGCUGUAUCUGCAUCGUCUGAUUCAUGAACUGCAACUGCCAUGUGUACUAUCCAACCACUGCAAUGAAAGCCGUAACUCCAAGGGAUCAAACGUGGCUGUUCUUGACAACUCUAACACAAAAUACACUAAUGUAUCUGAGACAUCCAUAACAGUACUUUCAGCAGAAGUUGAGCCAGCAAAUAGCAAACACGCAAAUAUUCCGCGGAAAUCAAGAUGCGGCCGAAGGGCAUUUGUAGCUGCACUCCUUACAGCACAUAAAUACCUCGAAGAUUUUUCGCUUGGAACAAAGGAAUGGGCAAGCAGAUUGUCCCUGAAAGCAAAAGACCUUCAUGCCUCAGAAACCACGCUAUUGAAUCAUAUUCACCACAACUUGGUCAUACAAGUAGGAGAGUACGACGUUUGGGUAAAAACCAUUGUAGCUAGUAGCAAAUCUAGUUCAAAUUCAUCAGCAUCAUGCUGAGUUCAUCUCGUAUGUUCAUACACGUAUUAGAUGACCUUGCAGUACUUUUACUGCUUUAAUUGCCAUUUAUAUUGAUUCAUUUUCAUUUUUUGUCUGGUUUAUAUCUACUGAUGGGCUACUUUUAUCAAUUAUAACCUGUCGAUUAUUUUUUACAAAUAAAAAUAUUCAACAUAGCCCAUAGCACAUGC